AUGAAUCAAACGUUUUUCUCCUCUCUAGAGAACUACCAAGUGCACGCAGAACCGACCACAGAGGCUCGGUACCCGUGGAUCGCUCGCGUGGUGCACUCCAGGACACAAGACAUCCCCCACAUGUGCACAGCUGCCUGUAUUGAAGAGAGGAUCUUUAUAACGGCUGCUAGGUGCAUCUAUAACUUAAAAGUCCCUUACACGACGGUUCUGUACCUGUACUCACGGUUACCCGCCCAAGCAUUCGUGGUGCCUUCCAACGGUUCGAAACAGGCGUUCGAUGACAUCGGGUUCAUAGUCGUACAGGACGCCUACAAGGGAGUCUGGGCCACCAUAGCACUGUUUGAUAAAACCAAUAGGACGGAUGACGGGUUCAAGUGGUUCGCCGAUUUGAACCUUUCUUACGGACCAAUAGAGCACAAAGUUGUGGGAUAUGCCACUGAGAAGGGAAUCCACAGAAUAAAAGCAGCCGACCGAAAGUUUGACCUCAGCGAACUAAUAGUCAUCGUCAGCAUCAACAUAUGCAACACCAUUCUCACGUUCAACCACCAGAUAAAAGGCUUUCACGUGCCGUGCUACCACUCCUGCAACCUCCACCAGUUUCAGUACAACGACGACAAAUGCAAGAAGUACCACGGCGUGGAAGGAGGCGUGAUAUUUGAUACCAGAACUAACAAAUUAUUAGGCAUAGCAACAUGGGGCCCAUACUUUCGUAAGUACGAACUCCCAGUGGGCUUUGCCGUGCCGAACUCGGAGAAUUUCUUCGACGAUUACUCUUGCGCGAGACGGAUCCGAAACGACAACGGCGAGUUGGCUGGUAUCAGUUAUCAGAGCCUGUGUGAAAAUGCUUAAUAAACGCUG
Messenger RNA from Ostrinia furnacalis (Asian corn borer), 858 nucleotides. RefSeq lists its product as uncharacterized. Gene Ontology annotation, biological process: proteolysis. Gene Ontology annotation, molecular function: serine-type endopeptidase activity. Bases 1 to 849 code for a protein of 282 amino acids. The transcript is spliced from 5 exons. The record is from RefSeq and is a predicted model, not a curated record. NCBI's taxonomy places the organism in Eukaryota, Metazoa, Arthropoda, Insecta, Lepidoptera, Crambidae.